GGAAAACGAGGAUCUAUGUUAUAAGAUAUACACAAGAUCAUGUUGGUUAAGAAAAACAAAACUAAAAUUUGGUUACUGAGAUGGCUGAUGUCAGAAUCCGAUGUCAUUACUGUGUAACUUUGAGUGUCUUUGACAUAACACAAGGGCAAAUACAGCCCCAAUUACAUACCGUAUAACGGCGCCCAAAUUAUGGGCUUGUCAAAAGGCCCAAAAUAGAACAUACGAAAAUCGCCCAAAUUGGAAGAAAAUAUCCUGUUUCAUAAGGGUGGAGAACCCAAAAUAUUUUUAAAUUAUUGUUAAAUGUCUUUUUUUGGCAUAUAUAUUUCAAUUUGUUGUUCAGUCGCUUCAUAACAUGAAGUGAACAUGAAAUGUGUCUAGCGAUUACCGUAAACCAUUUCUGAGUCUCUGACGUCUGAAUGUCGUAAAAUAUACUUCCUUUGUUUAUGUUGUGAAAUUCUAAACGAUUCAUGAUAACACGUGGCUGUUGGUUUGUGAUACUGUUGAUAGUAUAGAUUGACAAGUGGUCGUCAUGCCGGGUCAUGGUAGACCUAAGACAACUGGUAAAUCACAUAAGAACAGCAGUUCAUAUAUUCAUGGAAAACGCACAAUCGAUGGCAUUAUUAAGUCUACAGGCGGGGGAAUGGGGAGGUUUAUCACACGACAGAACAGUCAGAAGACAUCAGACGAUAUUGUUGACAAGGUCAAGGUCAUUGACUUGUCGUCUGCAACAGCUGCUUUACAGUUGCCAGCUGUGUGAGGACAUGAAAACCGAGACAUCCAUGGAUGGAGAGACCUCAGAAGCCUGUGUGAAGAAAGAGGAGACGCUGGAGCUGAAUAUCUACAGCUAUGGAGACGAUCUCGACAACCCACCUGAAGGUCUCUCCGUUAAAGUGGAAGAUCCUGACGAUAAAGACCAUCUCUACUGUGAAGUUUGCAAAUCCUUCUUCCUCAACAAAUGCGAGGUUCAUGGACCACCCCUCUUCAUCCCCGAUACUCCUGUUCCCAUGGGAGUCCCUGACCGAGCCAGACAAACACUUCCUCCUGGGCUAGAAAUCCAGAAGUCCAGUAUUCCUGAUGCAGGCCUGGGAGUGUUUAAUAAGGGGGAGACUGUUCCAGUAGGUGCACACUUUGGCCCCUGCCAGGGAGAGCUGGUGAACCGAGAGGAAGCCAAGAACAGUGGCGACUCCUCGGUUGUAUUCAGGAGCAUGCAGUGUGAAGAAUACAUCGAUGCCAAAAGAGAGAUGCAUGUGAAUUGGAUGAGGUAUGUGAAUUGUGCUCGUAAUAAAGAAGAACAGAAUCUUGUGGCAUUUGAGUAUCAAGGGGGAAUUCUGUAUCGUUGCUGUCGAUCCAUUAACCCAGGACAGGAGCUCUUGGUGUGGUAUGAAGAGGAGUACACCAAAGAACUCAGUCCUGCACCUACAGGAACAACCAGACAGCAAGAAGUAAAGAACACUCUGCUGCAAGUCUUUUCCUGCUCCACAUGCCCUCGUUCCGAUGCAUCUCCAAUUUACCUCGACAAGCAUAUCCAGAGAUGCCACUAUGAAGAGUACGUGAGACUGCGAGAAUCAGGAGAGAUUAAAUAUAAGCUUCAGAUCCCCUCCAAAUGCUCCAGUCGUCAACCAACAUCAACUGAUAUUAUCCAUUCUGAUACUUCCCAUAAUGAUAUACAGAAGGAAAUUCACCACAGCUCAGAUUAUGGAAAGAGUUUUAGUUAUCAGAAUGCACUCAAGACACACCAGCGCAUUCUCACAGGGGAAAAGCCAUAUCACUGCUCACAGUGUGGGAAGAGUUUUACUCGUCAGAGUGCUCUCCAAACACACCAGCGCAUUCACACAGGAGAGAGGCCGUAUCACUGCUCACAGUGUGGGAAGAGUUUUACUUGGCAGAGUUAUCUCCAACGACACCAGCGCAUUCACACAGGAGAGAGGCCGCAUCACUGCUCACAGUGUGGGAAGAGUUUUACUCAGCAGAGUGAUCUCCAACGACACCAGCGCAUUCACACAGGAGAGAAGCCGUAUCACUGCUCACAGUGUGGGAAGAGUUUUACUCAGCAGAGUGAUCUCCAACAACACCAGCGCAUUCAUACAGGAGAGAAGCCGCAUCACUGCUCACAGUGUGGGAAGAGUUUUACUCGUCAGAGUGCUCUCCAAACACACCAGCGCAUUCACACAGGAGAGAAGCCGUAUCACUGCUCACAGUGUGGGAAGAGUUUUACUUGGCAGAGUGAUCUCCAACGACACCAGCGCAUUCACACAGGAGAGAAGCCGCAUCACUGCUCACAGUGUGGGAAGAGUUUUACUCAGCAGAGUGAUCUCCAACAACACCAGCGCAUUCACACAGGAGAGAAGCCGCAUCACUGCUCACAGUGUGGGAAGAGUUUUACUCGUCAGAGUGCUCUCCAAACACACCAGCGCAUUCACACAGGAGAGAAGCCGUAUCACUGCUCACAGUGUGGGAAGAGUUUUACUUGGCAGAGUGAUCUCCAACGACACCAGCGCAUUCACACAGGAGAGAAGCUGCAUCACUGCUCACAGUGUGGGAAGAGUUUUACUUGGCAGAGUGAUCUCCAACGACACCAGCGCAUUCACACAGGAGAGAAGCCGCAUCACUGCUCACAGUGUGGGAAGAGUUUUACUCGUCAGAGUGGUCUCCAAACACAUCAGCGCAUUCACACAGGAGAGAAGCCGUAUCACUGCUCACAGUGUGGGAAGAGUUUUACUCAUCAGAGUGAUCUCCAACGACACCAGCGCAUUCACACAGGAGAGAAGCCGCAUCACUGCUCACAGUGUGGGAAGAGUUUUACUCGUCAGAGUAAUCUCCAAACACACCAGCGCAUUCACACAGGAUAGAAGCCGUAUCACUGCUCACAGUGUGGGAAGAGUUUUACUCGUCAGUGUGAUCUCCAACAACACCAGCGCAUUCACACAGGAGAGAAGCCGUAUCACUGCUCACAGUGUGGAAAGAUGUUUGCUUGUUUAGUUACAUUUAAGACCUUCAAGUGCACUAACUCAGAGACAUUGCAUGAUUUAAAGUUGUCAAUUAAAUAUGGUUCACGGGUGAUUGCUCUAAGACAACGAGGGAGGCUCAGCCUCUUCUAAAAAUGACGAACAUCGUGUAGGAUGAAUUGCGCUAGGCUUAUGUUAUAGCCGACCUUAUAACAUUUGCUAUUUCAGAUCCAGAAUCAUAGAAGUGUGCUCAACCCACUACAGUGCGAAAUCAUUCCCUUAUAACUUUAAUGUGUGCGUGAGUUUUUCCCCCUUGUGACAGUGCGAUGCAGCGCAGCCUCAGUGGACUUCAAUGGCAUUUGGGAGCUAUGCGCUUUUCAAUCUUAAAAUGCAAGACGAUUAUUGGACAAAUACUGCGAAAACGCCCGCCCACGGAGUCUCACGGACUCCCAGCCUCAGUGGACUUCAAUGGCAUUUGGGAGCUAUGCGCUUUUCAAUCUCAAAAUGCAAGACGGUUAUUGGACAAAUACUGUGAAAAUGCCCGCCUACGGACUCCCAGCCUCACAUGGGAGGGACAUGGCAGUUUCCGCGAGGAGACUGGUGAUUGGUGAAAGCGGCCGGAUAUUUUCUUUGAUUGACAGCUCGUUUCAAAUAUAGACAGGCAGCGGUGAAUUUCACUUCAGUCCCAUGCGGAUUCGCAAGUGCUGUGGUGUAUUGUAAGAGAUCAGCUUACAUUUCGAUUUCAUUCAUUAUAUACGGUUUCUACCAGCUUUUUUAGUUUGUAUAUAUUUUCAUUGUAAAUAAAGUGUAAAUAUAGUAUUGUCAAGUUUGCUAUCUUAGUUCCAGAAAUGUCGUUUGAGUGACUGAACUUGAACUUGAGGGGGCUAGUCAGCUAGCAAGAAAGCUGCGCACGGAUGCCAAGCAUUGCUGAUUUAAUUUUGGUGAAGCCAUUUGCCAGUCUUCCUUUCGAGGAAAAAAUUAAAGAGCAGGGUAGACCAGCGCCUCAAAUUGACUUGGUGAAAAAGGUAGGGAAUAAUACUCGUUCCUUUCAGCUCUCCUGGUACGAGAAAGUGAAUUGGCUAACAGCAAGUGACCCACAUCAACAACAGUAAAUAGGCUACUUUAGUAAUAUGUCAUGGAUGGACCAAAAAUAUAGAAUCUAUUUAAAAUGUUUAUGCUGAGUAUAUUAUAUUGGAAUAUAUAUUUUUCUGGAUAUGAAUUAAACACAGCUACAAUUUGGGGUUAUCAAAAGGGUUAUCAAAAUUGUCAAUAAAACAUUUCUCAGUCAAAAUAAGUAAAAUAUAGGGAAAGUGUCAUUGAAUGAAAUGUGUGGCACCCAGCUCUACUGCUGAGGUUCCUGACAAAGAGCUGCUUUUAAUAAUGAUCAAUUUUUAAACGACAUGCCACAAUUUUAAAAUAUAAAAUGUUAAAAUAUACCCCUCCCCCCCAACACCACCAUCAUGUAUAUUGGACAGUAGGCUAAUGGGCCAAAAGAACCUGUUAUUUCACAGUUUGUGACGCUGCCAACAAUCAGCCAGAUCAGAGGCAAGAGUAUGGGCAAAACUGAUGUUUUUUCUUUUAAAAUCUGGAAAUAUCGUAACCGACCAGCCUCCCCUGUUUGAAAGACUACCAGCUGCCACUGAUAUGGUUAUUACAGUUUUGACUGAAAAUGACCUGUACUUUGAACUUUAUUGUUCAUGUUACACUGGUCAACAAUUUUUCAGAAGUUGCCUGCUUCAGAGAUGAAGUUGGCUAUUAUGAAAUUUGGUGUGUUGAAUUAGAAGUGACAGUUAAUCAGCUGACUGGCUGUGGCUUCCAAGAUAUUUAAGAUUUUAAAUUUUAUACUUAUGUGCAUUGUGUAGAUCGUAAUGUUUUAAAUAUAAAUUGUAAAACUAGGUCUCUUCAUGUGUUUAUGGUCGGUUUACAUGAUAUUUCACCUGUUCUCUUUAUGUAACAC
Messenger RNA from Neoarius graeffei (lesser salmon catfish), 4902 nucleotides. Its product is annotated as zinc finger protein ZFP2-like. NCBI's taxonomy places the organism in Eukaryota, Metazoa, Chordata, Actinopteri, Siluriformes, Ariidae. The record is from RefSeq and is a predicted model, not a curated record. Gene Ontology annotation, biological process: regulation of transcription by RNA polymerase II. Gene Ontology annotation, molecular function: histone methyltransferase activity; protein binding; DNA-binding transcription factor activity, RNA polymerase II-specific. Gene Ontology annotation, cellular component: transcription regulator complex; PcG protein complex. The coding region runs from base 540 to 2849 and encodes 769 amino acids. The transcript is spliced from 6 exons.